Molecule: messenger RNA, 780 nt
Organism: Cynara cardunculus var. scolymus (artichoke)
Lineage: Eukaryota; Viridiplantae; Streptophyta; Magnoliopsida; Asterales; Asteraceae
Product: expansin-B15-like
Exons: 4
Coding region: 1-780 (259 amino acids)
Biological process (GO): sexual reproduction
Cellular component (GO): extracellular region
Source: RefSeq, a predicted model, not a curated record
AUGGCUUUCAACCUUCAAAACCCUUUUUCAAAUUUCAUUGUUGUAUGCUCAAUUUCUUCCCUUUUGGCAAGCCAUUUUGAACUCUUUGUUAAUGGUGAUGGGUUUUCACCCGCUUUGGGAACAUGGUAUGGGGAUCCAAAUGGCGCUGGAAGUGGAGGAGCUUGUGGUUGGGCUAAUGAUGUGCAGUCACCUCCAUUUUCAUCCAUGAUAGCAGCUGGAAAUUCUAGAAUUUUUUUGAAUGGCAAAGGAUGUGGGAAUUGCUAUCAGAUUAAGUGCAGUCGAAAUCCAUAUUGCUCAGGAAACCCUAUUACGGUGACGAUAUCCGAUGAGUGCCCAGGAGCAUGCAAUGAUGUUCCAUUCCAUUUUGAUUUAAGUGGAACUGCUUUUGGAGCAAUGGCCAAUCCGGGACAAGCUGAGAAUCUUCGUAAUCUAGGCCAAGUUGAUAUCCAAUAUCAGAGGGUGGCGUGCAACUAUGGUGGAACAAAGAUCGCUUUCAAGAUUGMUAAAGGAACRAACCCUAACUGGUUUGCAACUGCGAUAGAAUUUGCAAAUGGAGAUGGUGGACUUGGUUCAGUGGAGAUAGCACCGUCUGUUUCACAAGGGUUUGUUCCGAUGAAGAACAUUUGGGGCACCGUUUGGCAAGCUGACAUCAACCCAUCUUUCCGUGGUCCAUUCUCGUUCAGGCUCACGUCUCCAACGAACAAGGCGGUGAUCGCACAGAAUGCUGUUCCGGCGGGCUUUGCUGCUGGUCAAACUUAUUUCUCUAACGUAAACUUUUAG